Funneliformis caledonium is the source of this 248-nucleotide messenger RNA. NCBI's taxonomy places the organism in Eukaryota, Fungi, Glomeromycota, Glomeromycetes, Glomerales, Glomeraceae. The record is from the annotation of a GenBank genome assembly.
AAGAUACAAGAACAGUUCAAGAAAAAGCUCCCUUGGAAGAAAAUCAUGAAGAAGAAUCUUUAAAAUUCCAAUUUGAUUUGCUUUCUUCUGAACAUGAAUAUUUGAAAGGUCUACUAACUAAAUAUUCUUUCCUUUUAUCUCAGGAAUGUGAUACAAAUGAAAAACUUGAAGGGACAAUCUGUCAGCUUAGAGAUGAUAUUUCAUUUAUUCGUUCUGUAGUGAAUAAUUCAAUGGUGGAAUCAGAAUGA